Molecule: messenger RNA, 488 nt
Organism: Ostrea edulis (European flat oyster)
Lineage: Eukaryota; Metazoa; Mollusca; Bivalvia; Ostreida; Ostreidae
Exons: 3
Coding region: 126-461 (111 amino acids)
Source: RefSeq, a predicted model, not a curated record
GAGAUAUAAUUUGUCAUGAAAACAGAUGUUUUAAGUGAUUUUCAUAUUACACUAAACUAUAUAAAACAAAAAGAUUCGAUGGCUGAAUUUUCACCAAUUUAUCCAUAAAGAUUUUGCCGGCCACAAUGAAAGAGCAGUUGUUUAUUUUCAUAACAUUGUCUCUGAUUGCUGUGUCUCAUCAAUGGUGUUGGUCAUUCUGGGGACCAUGUCAUGAGAGAAAAUACGGCAAGAAAGAUCCUAGCAGUCUGCCAUCUCCUCUACCAUGCAAAUACUCUACAUUUGACCAGAAUUCCGAUGGCGUUGUCACGUUGGAAGAAUUUAAUACCGUGACACAGGGCUUUCCAGCCUACAAAAUCAGAACCGAGAGUGGUCCACACGGGCGUCCAAUCAUAACCGAGGAAGAGUUCGGAAAUAACAAAGAACGCCUAGAGCAAAUGAAUAUUGUUUCAAACUGUUCAUGAACAUUCAAUAAAUGAAAUCUACUUUCA